Polyodon spathula (Mississippi paddlefish) is the source of this 1458-nucleotide messenger RNA. RefSeq names its product GTPase IMAP family member 4-like. Gene Ontology annotation, molecular function: GTP binding. The transcript is spliced from 3 exons. The coding region runs from base 58 to 1002 and encodes 314 amino acids. NCBI's taxonomy places the organism in Eukaryota, Metazoa, Chordata, Actinopteri, Acipenseriformes, Polyodontidae. The record is from RefSeq and is a predicted model, not a curated record.
GAGAGAGAGAGAGAGGGAGGGGUGGCAGCCGCAGGUUUUCAAAAAGGGCGGGGGAUCAUGGCUGAAGAAACUGUUUCUCAAGAGCUGCGCAGCGCCUCUGAGCUGAGGAUCGUGCUGCUUGGGAGAGGAAGGGCUGGGAAGAGUGCAGCAGGGAACACCAUCCUGGGCAGAGAGGAGGGAAGAUCGGGAUUCAUCUUCUCUGCAAGAAUGAGGGAGUGUGAGAAGAGAACAGGAGAAGUGUCUGGGAGACGGGUCACUGUGGUCGACACUCCACGCUUGUUAGACACAGACCGGGUUGAGAUUGAGAGAUGUGUUUCUCUGGCUGCCCCGGGACCCCACGCUUUCCUCCUGGUGAUACCCGUGUAUGCAAAAGAAACGAUUGCCUCUCACCUUGAGUCUAUAGUAGAAGAGUAUUACAAAGCCUUUGAUAAAGUGCAGGAGCUGUUUGGUGAGAGAGCUGUGAGGAACACGAUGAUCCUUUUCACCCGCGGGGAUUAUCUGAGAGGCAGGACGAUUGAGCAGCACAUUGAGGAAGCUGGAGAGAAGCUCCAGCAGCUUGUUGAGAAAUGUGGGAACAGGUAUCAUGUUCUCAACAAUCAGGACAGGAGCGAUCGCACUCAGGUCACACAGCUCCUGGACAAGAUAGACAACAUGGUGAAGGGAAGUGGAGGCUGCUACCUCCCAAAUGAGAUUUACAAGCAGAUAGAAGAAAGGAUUAGACUAAAGGAACAGAAACUGAAUAAGAAACACAAAGAGGAGCUGAGCAGGAAAGAAGAGGAGAUGAAACAGAAAUAUGAGGAGGAACAGAGGAGGAGAGAAGAGGAGAUGAAACAGAAAUAUGAGGAGCUGAUGGAGAUGUUGAGGAAGGAAAUGAAGGAAGAGGAGCUGGAGAAAGAGGCAGAGGAAUCCAAGCUGCCUGUCAGGAGAAGGAACAGCAUUGAAGGAUAUCGUCCCGACUUGUCUGGAGGUGAAGGAGAGGCUCCCCUUGCAGAUAACCAAUGAGAGCAGGCGCUGCGAUCGGGACAGUAUUGCACACAGUAGCAGAAGCAAUAGAGGCAGCACCACAGGAACCCAGUCAAGAGCAGUGAGACAGGGGGUGGUGCUAUUGAACAGGGGGUGGGGUUAUUGAACAGGGGGUGGUGCUAUUGAACAGGGGGUGGGGUUAUUGAACAGGGGGUGGAGUUUAAGGGUUAACCUUGAUGCUAUAACCACAUGUAUAUUUUACACAUUUUAAAUGAAAGACAACAGUUCAAACUCUUCUUGUAUUGUGCAUGUGUGUAUUGUUGAUAAGAUGUAUUUGUAAUCAAGAUAAACACCUUUUUAAAAUAAACAGAGCCCUGUUGUGUUCUUAUGAAGAUGUGUAUCAAUAACCAGCGGGCGUGUUGCCCUUGCUCUCCAGCUGCUUCAGUGUUGAAAACAUCCAACUCUCUUACAAACAGCAUGUGUGCGUGCGUGAGG